GGCAAAACCAGCGUUGAAACGUCUAUGACGAGUUCUCAACUUGAAAUGGAAAACUGUGGCAACCUUCUGUUACUGUGCAACACAUCUGGGGCAGAGGGUGCAGCUAUAAGAGACAAGUGUCAACAGCCAGGUGAAGACAUUGGCAAUGUCAAAAUCAAGAUAGAAAUUGAGGAUUGCAACAGCAAAAGUGCUUCCAUGAACAACAUAGAAUCAUCACAAAAGGGACAUCAACAUGUCAGCACCAGUUGUGAAAAUGAACAAACCAAAGAAGGACCCCUGAACUGUAACAAUAACAAUCUGUCAGUUGAAGGCAGCCACACAGGAGUUAUCAUGAUGAAUCCUUGUGCAACAAAGUAUCCGGGAAUGUCAGAGAGCAGUGUGAGUACAAAUGGUAAUGCUGCACAAAAUGGCAAAACAUAUUCUACUGAUGGAACUGAAGAAAGUAUUGAUGAAAUCAGUCUCCAGAAUAGCAAUAAAAGUUUGGAUCCUUCAACCUCAGGAUCUUCAUUUGAGGCUUCCAACCCUGAGAACUUCAAUUCAAUCUACAAAGAAAGGUCUGUAACCCAGGACAACUCCCUCCAAACUGGUGGCCCAGACCAUUCAAUCACCACUUUAAAACCUUCACAACCUGGAGUAAGGUCAACAUCAGAUGCCAAUGAAUUUAUCACAUCACUCUCCUUUGAGUCUACUCACAUGGCUUUUGAUAACAAUGCAAAUCAUGCUCUGAACACAAGGAAUCCAAGGACAGUCCCUGAAAUGAAGUCUCUUAGUCAGCCGAUUCCUUAUCGCAAUGCUCAAGGUCAUGACAUGUUUCACCAGCUGCAGAACAGGUGUUCCCAGCAAUCUGUCACGGAGAUCUUGUUUGCUCCUGUAGACAACUGUGUCUAUGAUUCAGCUCCAGGCAUUGAUUCUCUUGGGCAGACUAUGUCUCAGCAAAUGUCAGCAUUGCAACACCACACCCUUGAUCAGGCUCGGCUUCAAAUAUCAGGUUCUCUUGGUAAAACAGCUCAUUCAGGCUGGAGCCAGCCAGGUACAGACACAUCCUUUGGAUGUCCAUUGGCUAGCUCUACUCCUGAUGUUGGAGGAAGAAGAGUCUCAAUGCCAAGUGAAAGUCAGAGCAACUUCUUCCAGGUUCCUGUACCGGGUUACCAAAAUGUUCAAGAACCACCUUCUUUCUAUGGACAAGACAGAUCAAGACAUCUUGAACCUGAACACAUACGAUGGUUGACAAACAAUGUGCCUACUGUGCCUCCAGCUAGACUGAUGUAUAAUCAGGAUCAGCUUCUAGACAGGAACUGGAAUGCAACUCCUGAAGGAGAAAGAAUGAUACCAGUAGAUUCCCAGAGGGCCCAGGUUCCACUGACACACAUGUAUGGUCCUACUCAGCAAUCUGCUCCACUGGAUAUGUCCCCCAGGAUCAACCAGCCAGGUGUCCAGGGCACAAUCUCCCAGAGAAGAAUGCCAUCUAAUCCUGAAUGUAUGAGAGAAACAACCAAAGCUGCCAAGAGAAUGCUGAGAACAAGUUCAGAGGAGAUCAACGUUAAUAAUCCUUAUCAGCAUGUUGCCAAAUCUGCAAAACUGGCACCAAGUGUUUGCAACAAAGCUGCAGAGAAGUAUCAGAUUUCCACAAAUGUCCACACUCUUAAACCUCGUCAUAUGAUCUCCUGGUACAUUGAUCAUCUGAUACAAGAGAAUGAAAACAUAACACAGAUAUCAAAGUCCUACACUAUCCCUGUCAACAUAUUCCAAAGUAAGGAUAUGUACUUCAUGGAAGCCCUCCUGAAGAAGACUGAUUUCCCAACACCCGAGGUUCCUCAACUGGAUGCAGAACAACUUCCCAAACAUCAAUAUCAAUGCUGUUGAUUUCAGUGAAGGGCGACAACCUUCCAACUUCUACCACCUCCAGGAAGACCUUUUACGAGGCAAACAGAGGAAUGAUAUAAUCAAGGACACUUUUUUCUACUUCCAGCAGCGGAGGAUCAACUGAGCUCUGUUCAUAUGUUCUUUAACGAACUUUACCUUAAGACAUUCCACAAAGAAAAUCCUGUAUUCAACACUCAUAUAAUGGAUCUGAUGUCAGUCGAAAGUACCCUUAAAGCAAUGAGAAGAUAAUUAAUUCCAUAGAUGAUUAGAUGUUGUCAUUCAUACAAAUGCUUAUAAAAGCAAUAACAUUAUAUUGCUUUUAGAGCAUAUUUGAUAUAUCUCAUAUAAUGAGAGGUUGAAUUGUUAUGUUCUCCAAAACCUUCCGUUUUGUUUGUAGGAUCAGCUUCUGUAUCAUAGUGUAUGGCAAGAACAGGUCCUCUAAUGUUGGAAUAGAGGUGAUCUCAAAUUCUGUUACUUAAUCUCAAAUUCUGUUACUGAAUGAGUAUAUUCAAUCCUACUGUUUUUAAUGUUUGACUGAAUUAGCUACUAGAUCUAAAUUCACUGGCAUGUUUGCAUUUGAGAACAGCCAGCUUCUUUUGAGAUACAUUCAUGUUCAUUUCAGUUUCUUUGAAGUGUUCAUUGUUGGUGACCUGUAUUAAAUUCUUUUUAAAUUUUA
Molecule: messenger RNA, 2539 nt
Organism: Haliotis rubra (blacklip abalone)
Lineage: Eukaryota; Metazoa; Mollusca; Gastropoda; Lepetellida; Haliotidae
Exons: 2
Coding region: 25-1863 (612 amino acids)
Source: RefSeq, a predicted model, not a curated record